AUGAUUCUUUUAUUCCAUCACAAGACCGCAUGUUUAUAUAGUUAUAUAACAGUCUACUCUACUCUACUCAAGGUAUACUUUUACCUACUUUUCGAGAUGUCAGAAUUUCAAGGGAAACUGUUUGUAACAGUUAUACAAGCACAAAAUUUAAACAUUAAAAAGGAAGAGUCAUCGUCGGCAGCAGGUCAAUUUGUAGGUGCUCUGUCCAACAAUAUGUUGCAGGGUAUUGAAAAGAUACAGUCCUUUUCUUCGACACACGUCAAAAAGUUGGAAUCUAUCUUUACAGUACCCGGACAAUUCGUUCAAGGUAUAGGCAGUCUUUUGACUGGACAAGAUCAAUCGGCUGCUGCUGCUGCUGCUGCUGCUGCAUCACCUAUAGUAGAGACAGGACCAAAAGAUAUACCACAAGUUGGAGCAAUCUGUGCAGUUACAGUACCAGCAGCAAAAGAUGAUACACCACAAGUAUUUAAAACGGUGCGUGCAUCAAGUUUGGUGGAACCAGUUUGGAACGAAUCCUAUUCAUUCAAUGUAUUUGAUCCAUGUUCACGUAUCGAUUUUCAAGUGAAAUUGGAUUCAAACGAUGGUGAUGAUUUCUUGAUUGGUAAAGCUUCGAUUCAACUAGACGACGAGUUACAUCUUUUCGGUCAGAAACCAGCAGCCAAAUGGAUCUAUAUUCGUAAACGUGUAAAGAAUGGAGAGAUUGCCGACGACGACGACGUCGACAAUUAUCGUGAAGAUGAAGUGGUCGGUCGUAUCGAAGUUCAAAUGCAAUACAAGUUUAGAAAGGUUUGGGAAUGCGUCUAUCACGGUAAAAUGCUCUACAUUGAAAAAAACUAUACCGAUGCUUUGGAACAAUUGGCUGAAGCAAUUGAAAAAGUACCUGCAAAUCCUAAAAUUUAUUCUGUCAUUGUUGAUUGUUACUUGGGAUUAAAAAAUAAUUUAAAGGCAAUUGAAAAUUGUGCAAAUAUUAUUAAAUAUGAUCAUAAUGGUACAAAGGGUAAUUUAACGAUUGCAAAGGUAUUAAUGGCAGCUGGACAAUUAGAAAAGGCACAAGCUUUUAUUGACAAGGCUAAAAGAUCAUCACCAAAGAGUGAAAGAGUACAAAAUGCUCAAUUGGAACUAAGUCAUUUGGUUGAAGUUGAUAAAAUUAACAAAUUAAUGGAUAAUGCUUUUGGUGAAUUUUCAAGAAACGAAUUUCCACAAGCAAUUGAAACAUUUAAUAAGUGUAUAGAAAUUAAUUCACAUAGUCCAGUACUUUAUGAAUUAAGAGCAUUGUGUCAUAUGGCAUCAAAGAAUAAUGCAGCAGCUAUUGAAGAUAGUAAUAAGAUAUUAGAGAUUGAUCAUAAUUGGCCACGUAAAGAGACUGUCUUGUCUGGUUUUAUGAACAAAGACGGUCAAAUCAAUGUGAUGGCAAAAAAGAGAUGGUUUGUGCUGAAAUCACACUUUUUAUUCUAUUUCAAAGACCAAAAUGACUUGCAACCACAGGGUGUCGUUUGUUUGACCGAUUUUGGGUGUGCUCCAAAACCUGGUCAAAAGUCAAAGUUCCAGGUAAAGACUCGUGAUAGAGAGUAUUAUCUAAAGGUAGACACACCGGAAGAUUUUGACAAAUGGGUCAAUCAACUCACUAAAAUGUCUCGUACAAAGUUAAAGCUGCCAUUGCUAAAGACUUGUCAAGACCAGAUUGUAUGGCGUAACAUUUAUCUUGUAAAGGAUGAAUUAGAGGGCAAGACUGGACAGUACAACGUAGCCGAUGUAUUGAUGCUUCCCGAAACCUUGUUUGUCGAGAGUGGCAGAUUUGCCUUUUCGAUUGGUGACAAGAUUAAAGCAAAGUUCCACUCGAUUGUGCAGGCCGAGUGCUCGCGUGUUGGUUGGCUCUACAAGAUUGGUCAAGUUAACAAGGAAUGGCAAAAGCGUUACUUUAUGAUUCACAAGGAUACACUAUACUAUGUCAAUAUCAAAGAUGGUGAUGAAAAGGCUCUUUCCAUCACACCAACUGGUAUCUUACCAUUGACUGGUGCAAAGGUUGAUCUUCAUCCAGAGGGUGUUGCCAAAGCACACUCAUUCUCUAUCAACACUGCCCUACGUAGAAACUUUAUCAUUGCAGCCGACGACCAAGAGUCAAAGGACAAAUGGGUUAGAGCUGUUCAUGUAGCUGCAGGUACUGUUCAAGAUAAUACUAAUGAUAAAAAGGAUGGAAGCGGUAGUGGUAGCAGUACAACAACAACAACAAGUGGAACAGGAACAGGAACAGGCAAGACUACUGAUGAAAAUCAAGAGGAUGCACCAGUCCCAUCAUCAGAAACUAUCUUUGCCAAUCGUUCACGUCGUAUUAAAUCUUUACGUGCUGUUCCAUCAGACAUUGAAAUCCAACUUAAAAAGGAACAAGAAGAAUCUAGAUUCACAUCACCCAAAGAACAGAAAAAGAUUGGGUUCAAUGAAAUGUCUGCAUCCGAGAGUAAAUACUUUAGCAAAUUUAAUCUUCCAAUCGAUCAUCAAAACGCAGCUCCAGUAAUCAUAUCAAGUAAACAAAAUAUUGAUCAAUCAAAUUCAAAUUUAAAUUCAAGUACAUCUGGUACAAACAAUAAUAAUCAAAAUAGUAGUAGUAAUAAUAAUAUAAAUUCAUCAUACAGUCCACAAUUAACAAGUUCAACACAAAUUACAUCGGUCAAUACUGGUAGUUCAAGUCCACACAAUUUAAAUAGUAUGGUAGAAGAUGAAACCACCAUUGAAGAGGAUGAUGUUGGUUUGGUUAGUGGAAAGAAAAAGAAAAAUAUUAAUGAUUCAAAUGAAAUUGAUGAUGAUGACAAAAAAAGAUGUUUUAGAUUGAUUUAUCUGUUGGCAACGAUAUGGUAUUUGGAUCAAUUAUUUUCAGUGCCUGUACCUGUUUGGUUGUCUCAUCAUUCUCCAUAUGACCGAGUUACAUUUAACACUGGGCAAAUCAUCACUCUUAAUCAAACGACCAAGAAAGCAGAGGAUAUAGUUGGAACGCUUUCACCAUCAAAGUCAUUCCCAUUGAUUAGAAUGGAACAUGGUCAUCACUAUUUAAUGCAAUUGGAUAGCGAGUCUAUCAAAAAUGGUGUUCAACUUUUCAAUACUCAUCAUCCAGAUGUUUUGCCAUGUUCCUACCACGAUAUUCUCUGCCAACCUGGUGUUAAAGGUAGAAUCGAAAGAGCUGUCUUGAAAAAUUUACCAUUUUUAUUAAUUCCAAUGUAUGCUGAAUUAUACAAUGUAAUUGUUUAUAGUUUAAAACAAAAAACAAAAUGUGAAUAA
Cavenderia fasciculata is the source of this 3270-nucleotide messenger RNA. RefSeq lists its product as uncharacterized. The record is from RefSeq and is a predicted model, not a curated record. The coding region runs from base 1 to 3270 and encodes 1089 amino acids. NCBI's taxonomy places the organism in Eukaryota, Evosea, Eumycetozoa, Acytosteliales, Cavenderiaceae. The transcript has 6 exons. Gene Ontology annotation, molecular function: protein binding.